UGGCAGCCGAAUUCUGACCUUAGCCAUUCCACAGGUAACACGUUUUCGGGGUCUACACCUCCAAAUGUAUCUGAACUCAUCGCUUGAUCGGCUUCACACCUGGGACCGCCUGCCCCCCUCCCCCCAUUUUCUCGGAGACCAUCUAGUCCUACUACAACGCAAUGAUCAGGAAGUUGGCCCCCCUGGCAUCCGCCGGGGACAGUGCCCAGUCCUCCACAUCCGAGCAACCCUUUCAAGCAGACUCAAAGAGGAAACGCCAGCAGGCUGAUAUUGCUUGUAAUCCUUGUCGAAGGAGGAAAUCUCGUUGCGACGGACUUCGUCCAACUUGCGCUGCGUGUCAGAAGCGAUCAUCCGACUGCACCUACGUUCAGAAACGAGAAGCUCUUCAGUCGUCCUACGAAUCUCAUGAACCGCAGGAACUCCUUGACAUUCUCAAGUCUGUAACGGAGCAACAUGCCAUUCAGAUUUUACGCCUCUGGAGGACCGAUACAGACAUUGCUGCCGUACUUUCUUUCGCCAGAGAACUCGUCUUUGGAGUUGGAACUGAUGGCCAACUUCCCCACUGCCUACCCUAACCUUCGUACCAUUCCAGCCACCGCACCGGAACGUGAAGCACUACUUAGCUCCAACAGCUCACGCCGAUCAAAGCCAUUCGAAAACCAGUAAGUCUGUACCAACAUUCCCUUUCCCUUCAAAAACCCUGUUGAC
Colletotrichum acutatum is the source of this 708-nucleotide messenger RNA. RefSeq lists its product as uncharacterized. Lineage: Eukaryota; Fungi; Ascomycota; Sordariomycetes; Glomerellales; Glomerellaceae. Gene Ontology annotation, molecular function: zinc ion binding; DNA-binding transcription factor activity, RNA polymerase II-specific. The coding region runs from base 162 to 575 and encodes 137 amino acids. The record is from RefSeq and is a predicted model, not a curated record. The transcript has 3 exons. Gene Ontology annotation, biological process: regulation of DNA-templated transcription.